CCACGAGCGCAGAGGAUCAUGGGACGGUUAGAAUGCCAAUUUCAGACCGUGGAUUUCGUCUCGGGAGGAAGUCACGAGAUUCAGGUGUUUAUUAUGACUCAUAAUCCAAACAUAACGCAGAAAAGGUGAUUGUAACUGAGACAUGAAACCUUAGGGAACAGUUUCACGUCACAAUGCUGCGAUGUUUUCCCCGUUUGAAGCGUUGUUUCGGUCCCCACUCCCACAGCUGGUUGUAGCGUCACUCUGAAAAUUAUAUCGAAACUUGGAGUUUGUAUUACGUUACGUGAAGACUGUGACCUCCUUGUUCAUGCGUCUUUGACUUAAGACAAUCAGUAGUGCUCUAAGCAUAACAGAUGGCGUCAUCGGAGGGUCACCAAGCCGAUGAGCUGACCGUCCCGAAGGACAGACUGGCGCUGUUGGUGCGAGCGCUGCCCAGGGUGCAGAGGACGCACGGGGUGACGGUCAGUCUGCUGCCCACCACGCCGGAGCUGUCACAGCAGUGGGUCAAGCUGGAGGGCCCUGGUACUGGACGUGCCAGGGCUAAGGAUUAUAUCAAGGCUCUGUGCAGUCCAGCAGUUGAGAUGGACGUCAGCUACUCCCGGCCGCUGCACUGCAUCUGGGCCGGGGCAGGGGGCGCUUGGCACCGCGCCGUGGAGAGCCUGUCGGGCGCGGCUGUCAUGGUGACGGACGUUGGAACGCUGCAUGUCAGCGGGACAGACCUGCAGGUGAUGAUGGCUGUCUCCACGCUAGAGAACCUCCAGUCUGUGUACAGGGGCAGUGAGAAGGCAGCAGCCACCAGGGAGAGUCUGGAUCAGGACCGCAGGUUCAGACGUCUGCUGCAGACCAUCGGCGACGGCUCCGUCUGUGAGCAGCUGCAGGACCUGCCUUCAGCUGUGAAACAAUUGCUGAUGGAGUGGAUUGAGGAGGGUGCAGAAGACGUGUCCAUGUCUCGAGAUUCUGGCAAGGAGUCUUCAGACAGCUCGCUUGAACUUGCGGAAAACGAACCUCCAAUGAAAAUCAGUGGUUUGAAGGAUCAACCAGAGAGCGAUGAUAGUGUCGAUGAAGAAGACAUGACAGCAAUGGGCAUUCCUUCUUUUAAUAGUGGCACUAUGUCAGACAAAGGAGAAGGCUGGGCAAACAACAUUCCUUCAGAAACUGGUCCUUUCCCACAGGCUAGCACUUCUAGAUUGUUUGGUUUUGGAGCGGAGGCUGCGGACGGUUCCCCUGAGGACAGAGUCAGUCAUCUCAAGACUGCGUCUCCCCACAUGCAGGACCACGAAAAUAUCCGGUUCCUGAAAAACUUUGCUGCGCGACUACAGAUCUCUGAAAAGCUUGUGGACCGCGCCAUUGCAGAUCUGGGUACGGAUGUGGACGUUAACACCUUGCUGGAUUACAUAGACAAACUUGAGUCCAGCGAUCAAAAUGGUGAGGAUGAUGAUUCGAUGGAAGUAGCAGAUGACAAGCAGCAAAAGAGACAAGCAAGCAGUGAUGAUGACAUUGUGGAGAUGCCGGUUUCCUCGGAGGGUGAAGCUGCUAAUAUAAAAAACACACCUAAAGUAAAUAGAACUGAGAACGCAGCAGAUGUGUCCACCAAGAAACCACACGACCAGGAAAACAUCAGAUUGCUGAAAAACUUUGCGAGAGAUUUCGAGAUACCCGAGCGUCUUGUGGACCGCGCCAUCGCAGACUUAGGGACUGAGGUUGACGUCAACACCAUGCUGGACCACAUAGCGAUGAUAAACUCUGGUGAAGAUGUCGUUGUCAUGGAAACAGGGGAUGACAAAGAGCAAAACAAAGUCAGUGAUGAUGAUGUCACUGGGGUACAGAACAGCAAAAAGACAGCAGAAGAAAGUGGUCAAAAGAGUGAAGGCAUCAGCUCCUCCUGUAAGAUCUGUCGAGACCUUGGGUACGACGAUGAGGAAAUAGCAAUGGCGGUGAGUAGAGUUGGUGAGGAGGCGAGUCUCCCUGCACUGCUUCAGGAGGUAAGAAAUAUCAACAGGGAGAGACAAAGAGGGAAAAAAGAGGGACGGGAAAGAACAAACUCUGGUGAGGCAUCGAACAAUAAAGCAGGAGGAGCUGUUGUUUUGCCUCAGACAAGAAGUUUCUUCCCCAGCAAUGUUCCUAGCAAGCCUGUGGAUGUGAGGUUGAGACCUCAGGCUCCCCAGAACAUGCCUACUGCACACUUCUUUCCUCCGUUAAGGUAUAACCCUUACAUGAACCAGGCGAUGGUGCGACCAGUGGCCCUCCUGCCGACCCCCCAGCGCGCCAUGGUGCGACCCUACCACAGCCUGGCUGCGGAGGUCCAGGCUGCACAAAACCGACAGCCUCAGGCCAGUAACUGGAACAGGACUCCUCUUAGUGCCACCCAGAGUGCUCCAGUCGGAACUGGAAACCCUCCCUUUCAAGUCGUCAGCCCGAAGAGGCAAGGCAGACAGUUCCAGGAGACGCCUGCUAACAUUGAGGAGAAAACAGCUGUACCGAAGCCGGUGGAGAAACCCCAGAAGAUGGGAGACUACCAGCUGGACCUGCCCGAUGGUCCGGGGGAUGACAACCUCCGACCAGUGGUCAUCGAUGGCAGUAAUGUUGCUAUGAGCCAUGGUAAAAAGAAGAACUUCUCCAGCCGUGGCAUCGCUAUCUGCGUGGAAUACUUCUGGAAACGGGGCCACCGUGACAUCACGGUUUUCGUGCCCAACUACCGAAAGGGGUGCUCAACAGAGACCAACCUGAUGAUCCUGCUAGAAGAGAAAGGUCUGCUCUCCUUCACACCAUCCAGACGCAUCAAGGGGAAAACUGUUGCCUCAUAUGAUGACAGGUACAUCGUACGUCUGGCGGCAGAGAAGGGAGGGGUGAUUGUGUCUAACGAUAAUUACAGGGACUUGCUGGACGAGUCUCAGGCUUGGAGGGAUGUUAUUGAGAACAGACUAUUGCUGUACACGUUUGUUGGUGACCGCUUCAUGCCCCCAGAUGACCCCUUAGGCAGAGAUGGGCCAAGUCUGGAUGAGUUAUUAAGGAAACCAUCUCAGAAAAGACACAGAGGUCACAACAUCCCACUACAAGGGCCCAAGGCCGCUCAUCCAGGGGUUUGGAACAACAACCUGCCAGCUGCUGUACUUGCUGCACCUGCCGCACCUGCCGCCACUAGUCCGGCCCAGCAGCAGCAGCUGUUUAAGGAGCUCAUGCAGGUGUUCCCAGGCCAGGAGGAGAAGAUCCAGCGUGUUCUGCAGAUGCACCCGGAGAUGGUGGACCUGAAUGCUGUCAGCGCCAUGGUGCUCGACGUGGAUGUCUGAUCCAGGGUUGUAGCCAGCCGGAAAUCAUUUUCCGUCCUCUUGAUUUUGAAUGGCUUUGGCGCAGCAUCCUAGGGGGUUCUGGGGGCAUGGUCUCAAGGAAAAUUGUGAAAUCUAGACCCUCUGAAAUGCUAUUUCCUGCAUUUUGAGGGUUAAAUUUUGCUCACAGAGGAUGGAAUGGGCA
Molecule: messenger RNA, 3468 nt
Organism: Branchiostoma floridae (Florida lancelet)
Lineage: Eukaryota; Metazoa; Chordata; Leptocardii; Amphioxiformes; Branchiostomatidae
Product: NEDD4-binding protein 1-like
Exons: 11
Coding region: 354-3287 (977 amino acids)
Biological process (GO): negative regulation of proteasomal ubiquitin-dependent protein catabolic process; negative regulation of protein ubiquitination
Cellular component (GO): PML body; nucleus
Source: RefSeq, a predicted model, not a curated record